GUGGUGGCAUUGGUGGUGGUGGUGGUGGUGGCAGUCACGGCGACGACGGUGGUGGCGGUGGUGGCGAGCGAAGACGCACGAUGGUGAUGAUGAUGAGCGUCUCUAGACCAUGCUGCCCCUCAUAAGGAGUGAGUCUCUUGACAGUGACAUCGAACAGAGGGUCCAUGUGAAGUUCUACGUGCACGAAAAGACGUUCAAGGAACGCUGCAAACUUUUCUUCAUCAAGAACAAGCGAUCGAGCCUCCGCAUCCGCGUGUUCAACUUCGCGCUCAAGGUGCUGACGUGCGUGCUGUACGUGUGCCGCGUGGUGCUGGACGACCCCAAGGACAAUGGCUAUGGCUGCUGGGAAUGCCCCAAGCAGAACUUCACGGAAUUUGAUGCCAACGCCCCAAUUAACUGGUGGCUGAUCUGGUGGGUGGACAGGGGAAUGUUCUUCUGGGUCUCCCAGGUGACUCUAGCCAUCAUCAGCCUCCUUGAAACGAUGCUUCUUACGUUCCUCAACUACAAGGGAAACAUCUGGGAGCAGGUGCUGCAGGUUUCGUUCGUGCUGGAGGUCGUCACGACCAUUCCCUUCAUCAUCACGAUAUUCGUCACCCACCUGCGCAGUGCCUUCAUCCCGGUCUUCCUCAACUGCUGGCUGGCCAAGCUGGCGCUGCAGAACCUCAUCAACGAUCUGCACCGCGCCAUACAACGUGCCCAGUCUGCCAUGUUCAACCAGGUCCUCAUGCUCAUCUCCACGCUGGUCUGCCUCAUGUUCACAUUCAUUUGCGGCAUCCAGCACCUGGAGCGUGCGGGCGGCUGCCUCUCGCUCUUCGACUCGCUCUACUUCUGCAUCGUCACCUUCUCCACCGUGGGAUUCGGAGACGUCACGCCACAGAUCUGGCCCUCGCAGCUCCUCGUCGCAUUCAUGAUCUGCGUGGCACUCAUGGUGUUGCCCGUGCAGUUUGAGCAGCUGGCCUUCCUGUGGAUGGAGCGGCAGAAGUGUGGCAGCGGCAACUACAGCCGCUACCGCGCGCUCACUGAGCGUCACGUGGUGCUGUGCGUGAGCUCGCUCAAGAUCGACGUCCUCGUCGACUUCCUCAACGAGUUCUACGCUCACCCCCUGCUCCAGGACUGCUUCGUGGUGAUCCUCUGCCCGUCGGAGAUGGACCCGCAAGUGCGCCACGUCCUGCAGAUCCCCAUGUGGUACCAGCGCGUCAUCUACGUGCAGGGCUCGGCACUCAAGGACCAGGACCUCGCACGCGCCAAGAUCGACAGCGCGCAGGUGUGCUUCGUGUUGACCAGCCGCAAUGAGGACCGCAUCGCAGCGGACCAGCAAACCAUCCUGCGGGCGUGGGCCGUGAAAGACUUUGCGCCGGGCUGCCCGCUGUACGUGCAGAUCCUGAGGCCCGAGAACAAGUUCCACGUCAAGUUCGCCGACCACGUGGUGUGCGAGGAGGAGUUCAAGUACGCGCUGCUAGCGCUCAACUGCGUGUGCCCCGCCACGUCCACGCUCAUGACGCUGCUGCUGCACACGUCACGUGGCCAAGAAGGGCGACAGUCCCACGACCCCUGGCAGCGGAUGUACGGGCGGUGCUCGGGGAACGAGAUCUACCACAUCCAGCUGUCGGAGAGCAAGUUCCUGCGCGAGUACGAGGGCAAGAGCUUCACGUACGCCGCCUUCCACGCGCACAAGAAGUACGGCGUGUGCCUCAUCGGCGUGCGACGCGACGGGGGCUCCACGCGUCUCAACCCGGGCCAGCGCCACCUGCUCUCCGCGGCCGACAUCUGCUUCUACAUCAGCAUCACCAAGGAGGAGAACUCGGCACUCUUCGUCCGGCACGCCGGCGCCAGCGGCGGCGGCGGCGCCGCCAACAAGGCGGCGGUGGGCUCUGGCCCCGCGGGCAACGCGCCCAACGGCCACCUAACCGGGCACCCGCCGGGCCACCCCGCCGGGCCUCCCCGCGAAAGCGACGGCAGGGAGUUUGCCGCCACGAUCGGCUCCGUGUCGCUGGACCUUCGGACCCUCUUGGAGCGCCGCGGCCCGUCCCCGCCGGCCGGCCACGCCGUGGGUCCGUGUGGCCCCGGGGGGCCGAGUGGCCCCGGGGGGGCUGCCGGUCCCGGCGGCGGCGGCGGCGGCGGCAUCUGGAUGUCCAUGUCGGAGGGCCGCCGCUGCUCCAUCGCCCCCGUGCUCGAGCUGCCCGACCCCAACGGAGCCGAGCUGCCCUCUGACCUCCUGGAGGAUGACGAGGAGGACGACGACGCGAUGACCUGCGAUGACGAGGACUCUCCGGGCACCACGUGGAUCAAGGGUUACCCGAUUAGCUUCCCCUACAUCGGCAGCUCACCCACCCUGUGCCACCUCCUGCUGUGCAAGGUGCCGCCCUGCUGCCUGCGUCUCGACCAGGCGUGCGAACACAAUGGCCACGAGGACGCCCAGGCCUACAACUUCAAGAACAAACUGAUCAUCGUGUCGGCGGAGACCGCCGGUAACGGCCUCUACAACUUCAUCGUGCCUCUCCGGGCCUACUACAGGCCACGCCGCGAGCUCAACCCGAUCAUCCUCCUGCUCGACAACCCGCCCGAGUCGAGCUUUCUGGAGGCGAUUUGCUACUUCCCAAUGGUCUACUACAUGGUGGGCUCCAUUGACAACCUGGACACGCUGCUGCAGUGCGGCAUCAUCCGCGCGGACAACAUCGUCGUGGUGGACAAGGAAAGCACGAUGAGCGCCGAGGAGGAGUACAUGGCCGACGCCAAGACCAUCGUCAACGUGCAGACCAUGUUCCGGCUCUUCCCGGGGCUGAACAUCAUCACCGAGCUCACACACCCGGCGAACAUGCGCUUCAUGCAGUUCCGCGCCAAGGACAGCUACUCGCUGGCCCUCGCCAAGCUGGAGAAGCAAGAGCGCGAGAAGGGCUCGAACCUGCCCUACAUGUUCCGUCUCCCGUUCGCGGCGGGCCGCGUGUUCAGCGUCAGCAUGCUGGACACGCUGCUCUACCAGUCGUACGUGAAGGACUUCAUGAUCCCAAUCAUGAGGCUGCUGUUGGGCCUGGACACCACCCCCGGAUCUGGCUAUCUCUGCGCCGUGCGCGUGACGGAGGGCGACCUGUGGAUCCGCACGUACGGGCGGCUCUACCAGAAGCUGUGCUCCUCCUCGGGAGAGAUCCCCAUCGGCAUCUUCCGCACCGAGUCGCACGACUUCCCCAUGGCCGAGUCCCAGAUGAUGAUUAAGUCAAACUCCCGGGCGUCCAUGGGCGGCUACGACACGUUCGAGAGGGGCGGCGGCGGAGACCACCCUCAGGAUUCGCUGCUCCAUCUCGGCGGCGGCGGCGGCGGCGGCUGCCGCCGGUUCAGCUUCCCAGUGCCGACCCUGCCGUGCGAGCGCUCGCUGCCCCGCUCGCCGGUCUCCGAGCCCCCCUCCGACGUGCCGCUGCUGCGCCGCAAGAGCCUGCAGUGGGCCCGCCGCUUGACGCGCUGCAGCCCGCGCGUCACUCGCCGUGCCGCCGACUGCAUCAACUGGCAGCGCAUGGCGCUGUUCCGGCGCUCGGAGAGGCAGGAGCUGGGCGAGCUGGUGCGUGGGCGUAUGCGCCACCUGGGCCUGCCCACGCAGGGAUACGAUGAGAUGGGAGACAACGAGAACAUGCUGUCGUACGUGCUCGUCAACCCGCCGCCGGACACGCCGCUGGAGCUCAACGACAUCGUCUACGUGAUCCGGCCCGACCCUCUGACCUCCGUGGCUCAGGAUCUUUCGCAACGCGAUUCAAGCGCCCUGGACGCAGGCGACACCAAGCUGUGACCGAGAUGGAAGCCGAGGAAGAGGGGGAGGGUGAAACAAGACGCAAAAACCACGCCCUGACGCUCGCCUUGUCCUGUACUGUGCCACGAUGCCGGCAACGUGGGUUGUCCGGUUGACCCCUUGACCCGAAGUCGUCAUUCCCGCCUCGGUUCGCUUGACUUCAGAGUAAAUGAGCACACGGCAGUGACGUUGUCAUUGUCGGCGCUGGCGAGACAACCCAGGUUACGAGCGUUGCUCGUGCGUAACAAUGGAACCCCUGUUAACGAUGGUAAUUGGUUCCACGGAACCGGCUGUUAAGCGAUUUGGUCGUUAAGCGAGUAUAGGAAAUACACGCGAAAGGCUUAAUUCGUUCCAAUAGCAUCGAAAGUUAACCCUUUUUCACG
Messenger RNA from Petromyzon marinus (sea lamprey), 4158 nucleotides. Lineage: Eukaryota; Metazoa; Chordata; Hyperoartia; Petromyzontiformes; Petromyzontidae. The record is from RefSeq and is a predicted model, not a curated record.